This is a messenger RNA of Rhizophagus irregularis DAOM 181602=DAOM 197198, 615 nucleotides long. RefSeq lists its product as uncharacterized. NCBI's taxonomy places the organism in Eukaryota, Fungi, Glomeromycota, Glomeromycetes, Glomerales, Glomeraceae. The record is from RefSeq and is a predicted model, not a curated record.
AUGAUUAUUAUCACUAAUACAAUAAUAGCAUAUGAAAAGGUAACAACAGAGGAAUAUUGUCCUUUUUUACAAAAUAGGAAACCUAGAAAUAAAUCAAAAGAUGUAGAAAAAAAAGGAGGAAAUGGCAUGGACUUUAGUCCAACUGUUCAAUAUGGAAAAAAUGUAAGAACAAUUGUAAAAUGUGUAGAGUGUAACAAACCUCGUGUAUUAUAUGCUCGUCAUAAAAUAUCAGAGGAAGAAUUUCGCCUACUUCAAUCUUUUCUGGAAUCAAUAGAAUAUACCUGUGGUGUUACAUUUAAAGGCCUUUCUGAAGAUAUAGACGUUAAUGAAGAUAGUGAAAAAGAAAAUAACAAUAAAGAUGAUCCUAUAGCUGAAUUAUUCAAAAUAGUACAAAUCAACAAAAAACAUACUUGUACUUCAGUUAUUGAGAAACCAUACUUUGUAGCCAGAAUUUUUCCUCAAAUUUGUAACAUAUGUGGUAUAUCAGAGGAUUUAAUACAGGUAGAAAAUGAGUUACCAUAUUGCAAAAAAUGUCAUGUCUCAACUGGAGAAAAAAGAAAAAUAGGAAAAAGUAUUUCAGAUAUUGAGAAGCCCUCAUUUAGCUCUAUAAUUUAA